UUGCUUUUCUACUGAUUCAUUCAGUUAUCCGCGUCUGUGUUGACGUUCAGCUACUCGGGCACCACCUCGGUGUAAAUAAAAACGUUAGUUCGCAAAGUUACAUUCAGUUGUUCUCUGCAACACCGUAACGUUAAACUGCACACGACCCAAUGUAAUGGUUUUAAGUCCCUGCAAUAAGUCUUAACACUGCUGUAAACAUGUACUUACUGUCUCUGAAUAUUUCCAAUACAUUUUAAACGUAUUUUUAAGCGUUUGACACAUACACAUCAAGCAUAUGUGUCAUAUAUAAGAUAUGUAGACCUUUGACUGUUAAACUGAUAAGCUAACGGUUGCGAAAUGUCCUUCAUCCUAAAUAGGCUGACUCAGACAAGCUCAAAACAAGUUUGUGAAAGUUGGGGACAUCUUGUUUUUUCCACAUUAACAUUCCACAUGUUUUAGAGUAGGUUUAUUUCGGUUGUUUAUCGACUUGUUACUGUUGUUGACUUUUCUGAGUUCAGCUGGUCACUAAAAACUGCUAGUGAGUGGUUACUGGUUUAUUGCUCUGACAGUCCUCACCUACUUAUCUGCAUUGUCGUGAAUGGGAAAACCGAACACUCUCUAUUUGAACUAAAAGCGCAAUGAAUAGCCUUCCAAUAAAAUAUUUACAGGAACAUAACGUUUAUUGCAGCCUUUGCUCUGUAACCUUUAAGACAUGGUUACCAUUGCUUUCCCGUUGUUAAAAUGUAAGCAUUUGGUACAGUAAGGAGAGAAACUUUAACCUCUUUUCUCAAUUAAUAACUGUCUCCAAGUGAAAUAUUUCGAGUUGAUUUUAAAAGUAUAAGUGGAGACCAAAAUAAGGUCAAUGUGUGGCUGGAGAAGAAAUGUCGACCAAAGGCGUAACCCACCAUUUGCAUACUUACAGGUGAAUGAAAAAAAACCUUACACAACCAGGAUGUUGUUUUUGGCCAUGUCAGGCCAAACUGGUGCCCGGCGAGUUGUGACUGCAGCUCGAGGGAAAUUUACGAAGGAUGGCAGAUGCCGAUUUACUUGUUUGCCAGAACUUGUUCACAGGACUAGAAACCAGUCCUCCUCAAACCAUCACAGAUGUUUAAGUACCACAGCGAGUCACUGGAAUGCUUCAUCAUCACCGACAGCCAAUCAGAAAACCCCAUCCUACAGCUAUAUCGUUGUAGGGGCAGGGUCAGCGGGCUGUGUCCUUGCCAACCGACUCAGUGAGGACGCCCAUGAGUCUGUGCUUCAGCUGGAGGCUGGGCCUAAGGACAUGUUGCUAGGCAUCAAAAGACUCUCAUGGAAGAUCCACAUGCCAGCUGCACUGACCUACAACCUCUGCGAUGACAAGUAUAACUGGUACUACCACACUGUACCUCAGGCUAACAUGGACAACAGGGUGUUGUACUGGCCGAGGGGCCGCGUCUGGGGCGGGUCCUCUUCACUUAACGCCAUGGUGUACAUCCGCGGACACGCUGAAGACUACAAUCGCUGGCAGAGAGAGGGGGCCGACGGCUGGGACUAUGAACACUGUCUGCCUUACUUUAGGAAAGCUCAGUGUCAUGAGUUGGGAGAAAACAAGUACCGGGGAGGCGAUGGACCUCUUCACGUGUCCAGAGGGAAGACCAACCACCCCCUGCACAAAGCCUUUAUUGAGGCGGGGCAGCAGGCAGGAUACCCCUUCACCGAUGACAUGAACGGAGAGCAACAGGAGGGCCUGGGCUGGAUGGACAUGACUGUUUACAAAGGGAAGAGGUGGAGCACAGCCAGUGCCUACCUGAGGCCCGCCCUGGGGCGACCCAACCUGACAACAGAGGUUCGCUGCCUGACCACCAAGAUCCUGUUCAAUGGCAACCGAGCCGUGGGUGUGGAGUACACACAGAAUGGAGAAAAGAAAAGGGCGUUUGCAGAAAAAGAGGUGAUAUUAAGCGGAGGAGCCAUCAACUCCCCUCAGCUUCUCAUGUUGUCUGGGGUGGGAAAUGCUGAUGACCUGAAACAACUCGGCAUCCCUGUGGUCCAGCACUUACCAGGUGUUGGCAGUAACCUGCAGGAUCAUUUGGAGCUGUACGUCCAGCAGCAGUGCACCCAGCCCAUCACCCUGUACAAGGCACAGAAACCUUUCCACAUGGUCAAGAUAGGCCUGGAGUGGCUCACCAUGUUCACUGGUUAUGGAGCAACAGCCCACCUGGAGAGUGGAGGGUUCAUCCGCAGUCGUCCACACAUCACACACCCGGACAUCCAGUUUCACUUCCUGCCAUCGCAGGUUAUCGACCAUGGGCGAGUUGCCUCCAAGAUCGAGGCAUAUCAGGUUCAUGUGGGACCGAUGAGGAGCACCAGUUUCGGGUGGAUGAAGCUGAAGAGCGCCAACCCUUUGGAUCACCCCAUUCUCCAGCCCAACUAUCUCUCCAACGAUGUUGAUGUGUUUGAGUUCAGGCAGUGUGUCAAGCUCUCCAGAGAGAUUUUUGCCCAGAAGGCCUUCGAACAAUACCGCGGUCCCGAAGUCCAGCCUGGUCUCGAGGUCCAAUCCGACUCCGAAAUCGAUGCUUUUGUGCGGCGCAAAGCUGACAGCGCCUACCACCCAUCCUGCACCUGCAAGAUGGGCUCGCCGUCUGACCCUAUGGCCGUGGUUGACUCCAACACGCGCGUCAUGGGGUUGGAGAGGCUUCGUGUGAUCGACGCCUCCAUCAUGCCCAGCAUCGUCAGCGGCAACCUGAACGCUCCGACCAUCAUGUUGGCGGAGAAGGCUGCUGACAUCAUCAGAGGUCGUCCUCCUCUCGCCGACCCAGGGGUUCCCGUGUACCGACCGCCGACACUCGACACACAAAGAUGAACAGAGUGAAGGGUAACAGUAGUAAACAGCUUGUUGUGUGUUGGAUCAGGAUCAUCGGCUGAUGAGUAAUGGGAGUGUGUUGCGCCUAAUGUGCACACACAAGGUAGCAUCAGGUGGAUGUGUCAUCACUAGUUAACAAUAAUAAUAUAGGGCUGAUCUGUGCUGUUUUAAUUCAGAGCCUAAAAAUACUCAAUUUUAGCAGUUUAGUAUCAUUGUCACUUUCUUACUUUUGUAAUAAUUUUCGUCUUAUUCUUAAAAUUACAUUUGUAUUUAAUUACAUUAAAGCUAAAAUGAAGAACCGUUUCCCCUCAGGUUAUAAGGUCAGCCAUGUGCUGGCACUUCAUGAAUGAAACAUAGUUGCGUGGAAAGAUGCUAAGUCACUGUGUACAUUAUAGAAAAACUUGACCUAAGUUGCCUGGCAUUACCGUGUUAACACUAUAUCAACUUAGAAUUUGUUUGUGUGUGAAGUUCACAGAUUUUCCAUAUGACGUGGUGCUUACCCUUACUAUGCUUCUCUUACUCAACGAUGCCCUAACCCUCCUUACCAUAAAAAAACACUUCAACCAUCACACUAAUUUCCUGAGAAUACCCGUGGAGUAAGUUUCAUGUAAUUAGCAACAUGACAUUACAUGUUUAAAAAGGCUUUCAACAACACUUAGCUUAAACCACUAUAAGUCAAAUGUUGACAGAACCGACUUCUUUGUUCUCAUAGUGCCACCAUUCGUGGUCAGCCUCGGUAGAUUAUAUCUUUUUUGGCAACAUCCAGAGUGUGGCAUGAGUGAUCAUUACUCUUGUCUGGCUGUUAAUCAGCAGGCUGUCAGCUCAAACAGCCUCAGCCGCACGUUUUCUGGUUUGAUCUGCUCACCGUCACCAUGGUAACAUUCCCCUUCCUUCCUGGUAUCUUACUGAUUCAACAGUUCUAGGAAAUGCGGCUUUUGUUGGUUUGUUAGGCCUGUUGUAAUCAAGCUAAGGGGCUUUUUUCCAGGCUGAAUGACUUGUUUCCAGGAACAUUUCUGGUAAAAGUCCAAAUCACAUGAGUUUACGUCAACUAGGAAUUUCUUUCAUUUAUGACAGGCCUACAGACAACAGUCCUUUUGUAAACCCCCUCACAAAGCAGUGGUGGAUAGUAACAGAGUACAUUUACUCAAGUACUGUACUUUACCUGAGUAGUUUCAGUUCAUUCUACUUCAUGCUUCUAGAUUUUGCAAGCUAAUAUUGUAAUUUUUACUCCACUACAUAUAUUUGACAACUUUAGUUACCAUUUUUCAUUUAGCUUAUUAAGUAAUUCAACAUCUAAAUGAAUUAUUAAAUAAACUAUGACAUAUAAAUAAUUAUUUAAGUUAAAAUAUGCAGCCACAGUAUAUAGAGCAGUUCAAAUUAUCUUUACAUUUACAAGCUGUGAGAAACCGUGAAGCACACAUUAAUGCAUCAAUAAUCAUAAUCCUGUAAUUAAUUUGCCUUAACACAGUAUGAGUACUUUCACCUUUAAUACUAUGUAUUUUGUAUAUUUUGAUGACAGUACUUAAGUACUUUUACUUAAGUAAGGUUUUAAAUGCAUUACUUUUACUUUUUAACAGAGUAUUUGUACAAUUUGGUAUUGCUACUUUUACUUAACCUAAAUACAGUAUGAAAUUCAAAUGGAAUCUUUUGAAGAUAAAUAACUAUUAUUGAUAAUACCAUAUGUGCCUGUAUGUUGAAUUACUGUUGAUACUGUGUUACUGAUAUACAUUUUAGAAUCAGCUUACUAAAAAUUGUCCAUGAAGUGCUUAUUUUACAUGUGUGUUUUUUGUUUUAAGCUGUGCUGUGAGUGCUAAUUACAGGAAUUCCAAUGUGUCCUAUUGAGCUUUGCACUAUACUCUAUACUAUGAAGUAACAUUACAGUGUUUACAUUAUGAGCUGUGCUUACUAAAUGUUGGAAUCAUGUGUGUCCUAAAGAAGGAUUUUUAAGGGAACAUUAUCGUGAAAGUUCUUUAUAUUUGUAGUCUUCCAAUAAUGAUUGUAAACAAACACAAGAGCCAGCCUAACUUUAUCCUCUUGACUUUAUUCAGUGAUCCUUACAAAAAAAAUCUCAGCAGGUUCAUUGUCAAGAUUUCAAAUGUACAAAACAGUGUUUGAUUUUCAUUGGUACAAAAUCUAUAAGGUACUAGAACUUAUGCUACAAGUAGAUAGAGCUAUAUUGUUUAAUUUCCAUACAACAAAUGGGUAGAAAGCUGAUUUUUUUAUUUUUACAAACACUGUACAGAUUGUAUACAUGGACAUCUGUACGGCAGGGGAACAGUACCAAAAAAAAAAGUCUAAAUGCAACUGAAUAGAUGAAUAAACAGCAGAUGAUUAUAUUUUCUGGUGUUGUUGGCAGUAAUUAAAUGAUCAAACACUGAAUUACAAAAAUGUUGGGUUUGUUCUGUUAAGAAUGAUCUGUUUUUUCCAUCACAGGUUCUUCCUAAAGCAUGUGAGUAAUAUGGCUUUUAACAUGAUCUUAAUUACUCUAAACAUUUCUUUUUAAGUCAGCAUAGUUUGGUUGCAUUUACACAAAAUGUAUAGAUUUUAAAUGUAUUUCUUAACGUUGGUUGGUCAGUUCUCACUGGUUCUUAUUCACCUGUCAGUCAAACACUGAGCUGACUUGAGUUUCACAAUUAAAACUUAAAACGUU
Eleginops maclovinus (Patagonian blennie) is the source of this 5468-nucleotide messenger RNA. RefSeq names its product choline dehydrogenase (gene chdh). Gene Ontology annotation, cellular component: mitochondrial inner membrane. The transcript is spliced from 10 exons. The record is from RefSeq and is a predicted model, not a curated record. Bases 842 to 2818 code for a protein of 658 amino acids. Lineage: Eukaryota; Metazoa; Chordata; Actinopteri; Perciformes; Eleginopidae. Gene Ontology annotation, molecular function: choline dehydrogenase activity; flavin adenine dinucleotide binding.